Messenger RNA from Vigna angularis (adzuki bean), 1268 nucleotides. Its product is annotated as transcription factor bHLH18. The transcript has 4 exons. The coding region runs from base 85 to 1122 and encodes 345 amino acids. The record is from RefSeq and is a predicted model, not a curated record. Gene Ontology annotation, molecular function: protein dimerization activity. Lineage: Eukaryota; Viridiplantae; Streptophyta; Magnoliopsida; Fabales; Fabaceae.
UGCAAUAAAAAAAUAAAGAAAACCUCUGAAUUCUAAAAGAAAAGGUCACGCAUGUGAGAACAAGGAACAAAUUUACGCAUCUCCAUGGACUCAUCAGAACCCAGCUGGUUUUUGGAUUUCGAAACUGAGGAUUGCACCAUGUUCCGACAAUGUCUUGAAGAUGAUCACGAGUUACUUUCCCUUGAGAUAGCAAGUGCCCUAGAGAACUUGCCACUACCACAGCAUCAGCAACCUUUGUUUUCGGAGAGUCACAUGUUGUAUUCCGAAACCACUAAUUUCAACAGUUCCAUCAAUCAGCCCAAAACGAAUCUCUGCAGUUGGAACUCAACCCCCAUUUCCACCAAACACUUUUCACCCAAACUUUCCUCCUCUUCCUCUUCCUCAUCUUCACCACCCUCCCAGAUUAUGUUUCUAAACAACUCAAACUCGUUGUCUGUGGAGAACACUCAGUUUCAAGGGAUUGUUUCUGCUGCGCUGAGCCCGCCGCAACAGAACAAAGGUGUUUCAGUUUCAAUCCCAGAGAACGGAACAAGAUCAUCAAAAAAUCUGAAAGACAAAGGAAUCCGCAAGACUUCCGGUCACGGUCGGAAUCACAUCAUCGCGGAAAGAAAACGGAGACAGAAAGUGAGCCAGGGCUUAAUUGCUCUUGCUGCUCUCAUUCCUGGCUUAAAGAAGAUGGACAAGGCUUCAGUGCUGGGAGACGCUGUCAGGUAUGUGAAAGAUCUUCAAGAGCGUCUGAAAAAUCUUGAAGGAAAGAACAAGAAGAAGAGAGAUGAGAAGUCUGAGGUGGUGAUGGUGAAGAAGCCACGGCUGAGCUACCACGAUGGUUCAGCUUCAGGCGACGGUGAUGGGUGUUUUAGGGAAAGCCUCCCUCGCGUGGAAGCACGAGUGUCAGAGAAGGAUGUGCUCCUUCGCAUCCACUGCGAAAAGCGAAAAGGUCUUUUGCUGAAAAUGCUUGUGGAGAUUCAAAACCUUCAUCUCUUUGUUGUGAAUAGCAGUGUCCUGCGUUUUGGAGAUUCCAACCUUGAUAUCACAAUUGUUGCUCAGAUGGGGACGGAGUACAACUUGACUAUAAAUGACCUUGUAAAGAACCUCCGCAUGGCUACUUUGAAAUCCACGUGAACAUGUCAUGGAGCGGUAGGUGAUAAUAUUGAUAAUGCAUCGCAGCACGGUUGCCCAAAACAUCAUUGAAUCUCAGAUGCUGCAUUCAAUGUCUCUGUUUUUUUAUUCCAAAAAAGGACAAAAAUAUAUGUAACUUUUUUAUAUUA